Messenger RNA from Bombus pascuorum, 7798 nucleotides. RefSeq names its product terminal nucleotidyltransferase 5C. NCBI's taxonomy places the organism in Eukaryota, Metazoa, Arthropoda, Insecta, Hymenoptera, Apidae. Gene Ontology annotation, biological process: mRNA stabilization. The transcript is spliced from 2 exons. The coding region runs from base 759 to 2039 and encodes 426 amino acids. The record is from RefSeq and is a predicted model, not a curated record. Gene Ontology annotation, molecular function: RNA binding; poly(A) RNA polymerase activity.
GCGGCUGUCAGUGUCAAUUGGUUCGCCGCGACGACUUGAGGUGUCGUCAAUGUGUAAACCAACGUUGUACUCGAAAGUUUCUUCCUCGCGUUCCGUCAUUAGUCGGAAACGGUACGGUUUGACAUUCGCAUCGUCCCCUCGUUCCUGUGUGUUUACUAUUCCUGCCGCGAAAUCAAACGGCGAGGCGUCUAUUUAACAACAACGGUGGUUCGAAGGAUCGGGAUCGAUCGGAAACAGAAAUUUCGAUUUGAAACUCGUACCUAACUUUUCGGUUCGUUUCGUCUGCCCGUCAACGACGACGGGCAGCCACGUUUCAUCCACCGAGCAGACAAGUUCUAUCUUUUCUUUUUUUCUGGUGAUCCCGCUGAGACAUAUCGAUAAAAACAACGCGUCUAUUGGUGACGAUCCACACAGUGUGUGUACGAUCGGUCGAGCGGUGAGAGCAGCCGCGAGGAACUCAACACGUUCACGCAGAUUUCCGUCGUUUCUGCACGUCGUUGCCGGCUUGAAAACGUCACGUGUGGUGCCGGACAAAGAGAAACAGAGAGAGCAUAUGCGAUAGUAAUCGUAAACGCGUCGCAUGCCCGCACGUUAAGUGGACGAGAGAACGCUCAGAUAGGAUAUAUGUUAGCGUGCUUUGACUUCGGUGAAGAUCUGUGAGACGUGCUGUGCUACUGCGCCCCGGCGACAACGCGGAGAGGCUCUUACAAGACUGUGGCUCCCUGGAGAUCGGCGAGGAACGCCAGCGUCGGGUCGCUAUGAUGGAGUCCCUGUGCCAGGUGAACGGCACGAAGAGCAACGGAGGCAACGAUAACAACGUGAACAAUGGGAACAGCAAUAACCACAACUCAGACUGUCCGGAUCCCCAGCAGAGGCUGGCUGUGCUCAGUUUCGAGCAAGUUAGACGAUUGAAUGAUGUGAUGAACGAGGUGGUGUGCAUCCAUGGUCGUGGCAAUUUUCCUACUUUGGAAGUCAGAUUGAGAGACCUGGUUACCGUGGUCCGUAGCAAACUAGAGUCUGACCCGAGCAACGGUGGAGCCGGUAUGAGGGUACGCGACAUCAGGUUGAACGGCGGCGCGGCUUCUCACGUUUUGGCCACCGAGUCGCAACCGUACAACGAUCUGGACUUGAUAUUCGCCGUGGAAUUGUCGAGCGGUCGAAACUACGACAAGGUGAAGGCCGCUGUGCUUGGCUCGUUGUUCGACCUGCUGCCAGAAGGUGUCAGCCGUAAACGUAUCACCACGUGCAGCUUGAAGGAGGCGUACGUGAGCAAAAUGGUGAAAGUGAAUAACGACGGUGACCGGUGGUCCCUGAUUUCCCUUGGGAACUCACGAGGUCACAGGAACGUCGAACUAAAGUUCGUCGACUCGAUGAGGCGGCAGUUCGAGUUCUCGGUCGACUCGUUCCAGAUCGUGCUCGACUCGCUUCUUCUGUUCUACGAGUGCAGCAAGCUACCAAUUGGCGAGAACUUCUACCCAACCGUGGUCGGUGAAUCGGUGUACGGUGAUUUCCAGGAGGCGUUAUACCAUCUUCACAAAAAACUGAUCUCGACGAGGCAUCCGGAAGAGAUCCGCGGCGGCGGUCUGCUCAAAUACUGCAAUCUCCUGGUUAAGAUGUACAAACCCUCUCAACCUGACUAUAUAAAAACCCUCGAGCGAUACAUGUGCUCGAGAUUCUUCAUCGAUUUUCCGGACAUCGGCCAGCAACGGGCCAAACUCGAGAACUACCUGUGGAACCACUUCGUCGGUCCCGAGGAGGAAGCCCUCAAGUACCAGUACCUGAUGUUGCUUCACAGCGUGGUGGAAGAGUCCACCGUGUGCUUGAUGGGUCACGAGAGACGACAGACCUUAUCUCUCAUCGAGAGCCUUGCGUACCAGGUGUUCUGCCAGGAACAACAGCAACGAUUGUCGAAUCAUCAGCAGGCACCUCCUGGACCGCCCACCACAUACGUAUACGCGAACGGUUACUAUUACGCUCCAGUGAUACCCACCGCGUGCUACACGUGCACGUGCAACUCGUGGAUGGCAUGCUCGUCGUGAUGCGACAUCGACGCCAACGCUAUCAUCGCCACUAGCACCGCCAUCAACACCGCUACGACCACCACCGGCACGAUCACCGAUGUCCGCGAUAACUCCAUGAUCUUUAUCGACCGCGGAACCAUGGACGAGCCUCUGCUUAACGACCAGGGGGGCAACCGUCCUCAACCAGGUUACGAUCGACGUAAUUCGGAUCGUCGUGGUUCGUGUGUAUCCAACAAUCUCGAGAAAGACGCUUGUCGAUCAUUGAUCGUUCGCGACAGCGGAUCAAAGGAGCAAAAUCGUUUGCUCCUCAGUUGACGCUUGGACACGCGUCGAACAUCGAACACCGACCGAUCCAGAGUGUGACGUAGACGAGAAAGAUUCUCGUCGGAAUAAAACGGAGGAAGAUAAAACCCGCGGUGGUCGAUUCGCCAAAUGGAUCGUGAGAGGACGGUGUUUAUCGUUCGAGCGGGUCGGUGACAGUGAACAAAAACAACAAAAAUGAAAGAAACAACUUCGCGGAAGACUGAAGACAUCCAGGAGAAGAUCAAAUUCUAACCUAACGGCGGGAACAUUUGUAAUACUGCGCGUUUACGUCCCGGUGUAUCUUUCUGUUUCUCCUGGAUGCGUUUAUUCAGCUCCGGUGGACGAUCAGUUGUCGCGGGAGGAAGGACCAAAACACAAUGGUAUUUGCUGUAAAGACGGUCGUAGGGGAUCAACCGAGAGACUAUAAGACUCCAAGCGAAAUAAAAGAAAAAAGAAAAAAAAACGUUGAAAUAAAGAAAGAUAAAGAAACCAAGCGGAACGAAUAUAUAAAAGAAGUAACAAAAAAUGAAUGUGUUGUGCCUAACGAAUUUGAACGGAUGGUGGAGAGAAACGGAAACCGCAAUUGCGCACGCGCGGUGAAAACAUGCGAUGAAUAUACUCGGUAAACUAUUAUACUAUUGUCGGUGCGCGCGUCGAUGAAACGAGACGGACGCAUAUAUGAAUCGCAACGGUGGCGCGAGAGAGACAGAGACUGUGCGCGCGUUGAGAAAAGAACACACACACGCUUUUCAGAGUCCCCGGGAAGACGGUAGCGCCGCCAAGCGAUGGCGUCGGUUCACUAAGUGAUUCUGUAUGGAACCGGAAGGAGGGAAGUCAAUUUCGGAGGCGGAGGAACGACGACGAAACGGAAUCGGAAGCUGUACGGAGAACAAUACCGAGGAGUUCGAAAGAAAGGAAAGAGAAGAAGAAAAAACGCCGACGACGAGGGAGAACAAACGAAGGGACAGAGGGCGCCUAGGAUCGGAUCGGAGAACGAAAGGAACGUUUGAUAGAUAGCGCAUACGAAAGCGUCCGUCAGCGUUCCACGGUCGCUCCUCUUCCUUUCCUCUUUUCCCAAAACGAAGAAAAAAAACAAAAAAAAUGCAAAAAAAAAAGUAUAUUAUAACGAAUGAACAUAUGAUGUUUCGAGAAACGUGUAACUAAAGGAAAGGUAGUGGUAACACACACAGAUUUCACAAAACGUAAGCAAAAAGUAAACUCAAACAGAUUAAAAAAACAAAGAAAUAUUAACGGGCGUGGCGUUUGCAAAAAAAAGAAUAAUUAUAAAUAUAUAAAUAUAUAUAUACUAUAUUUAAAUAUAUAAAUACAUGUAUAAAAUCUAUGUAUAAAUAUUAAUGUGUGGCUGUGAACACAUUUCAUUUAGAUACUACUGUAACGUGAUAUAUAAGAUUGAGAAAAAAAAAAAUCGAGGAUGAGCGGCGCGAUCGGUGCGACAACGAGAGAGUUUGUACGCGGAGAGUGUGUGUGUGAGAGAGAGAGAUAGAAGAGAGUAAAGGAAGGAGAAGAUGAACGAGGGGUGAGAGGCGUCUCUACUUGUUUUCUUUUCUUUUUUUUUUUUCUUCUUUCUUUAGUUUCGCGUCAACCAGCGCUGUCACAUCGCCUAGACAAAACAGACAAACAAGAACAAAACCUAAGCAAAUAAACAAAAAGAAAACAUGGACACUUAAAGAAACAGAGACACUCUCAUGUAACGUACAUACACGCGAAUACUUGGUAAACUGAGACGAAUGUUGAUCCAGGUAAAAAGAAGCAAACUAUCGUUUACCAAAAGACGCGCGCAUAAAAACAUGAGAUGCUAAAACGACCAUCUAGACAAUCUUUCCAGUUCUAGUAUUAUACGAGGGAAAAAGCGCCGUGACUAAUCUUGGGAUUCAUGGAAGGACGCGUCGAAGGAGAUUCGAGGUGACUAGAAGACAGAAGCCCUUCAUCUUAGCCUGUAUACGCGAAACUAUACACAUAACACGUACAACGAGUAUAUGUAUGAAGACUAUAGGGAAAGAGAUAAGUCACAUUUUAUUGUCCCAUAUUAUGGGAACAAUUUAAAAAUAUUUUAUCAAUCAGCCACAUAUCUAAAUUGUUUUUUCGUCGAAUUUAAUUGUAGGAUUCUCUUGAAAAAUAUUUUCUAAAGAUAAUAAUUUCUCAAAAGCAAUGCUUCUCAUAUAUUAGAUGUUAGAGUACACCCUUUUAGCUACUUUUAGCAACCCCAAAAUGAAGAAAUUAAUAUAAUCGUAUUCCUCGUAUUUCCCCCUAUAAUCUUCGUACCUAAUCGUAUACAUUCGUAGAUACAUAAAAUCACAUAUAUAUACAUACAUAAACACACACACACACACACACACACACACGUACGUGCUAUCGAGCGAUCCUUGCGGCGACCCUAGUCUCCGCCGGAGGCGACGGCGAACAGCUUGCAUAACCUUCUUUCUUCUCGAUACCGAUAAUUAUUUAAUACCUUAUCCGACUGAACAGCAGCAACGCCGCUCGCAAAGCAAAAUACACGCGCGUUCUCGUGCCUAUGUUUCUCCGGCCGUGAUAAAACUCAUUUGCAUAAUAAAACGUAGACUCUUGGCGCGGCGAACUUGCAAACUGUAUCGUCCCGCGAAUCACUGUCGGUGCGUAUACAAACAGGCACGCGUGUGUGUGUAUCCGCGUGUGUAUAAUCUCUUCUAUACACGCACAGAGAAUAUACACCACCAAGCCACGAAUCUCCUAGCGUUUUUCGCGUGUCUCAGCAAAUCUUUAUCUCUCUAACGCGUUGUUCUCUUUCUCUGUUCCUACCUGCAGCAGGCAGACACGUAACGCGUACAACAUACGGAUAAAACACUCGCAUACACACACGCACACGCACACGCAGACACGCACGAAGUACAGAGACAGGUGCGUGUAAGCAAGGAGAGUAAAGAAGAGAGAGGACGUAUAUGCUCGCCACUUGGCGUCUCUCUUUUAUGUGCGUGUCCGUAUCGACUGGUGACCCCGUUAGUCAGCAUAGUCAGUCACUUUGCUCGCUCGCUCGCUCACCGGUUAGAACUUAGCCAGGCCUCGUUCGUUCGCUCGCUCACUCUUCCUUUCAGUUUGCAAGCGAAAGUAAAGGCCUAAUAAAAAGCCCGCAAACUGGUUUUUCUGGUAUAUCGCGUGUUAAUGCUAAGGAGAGCCAGGCCGACUAGCACAGCGACGUUCUGCACCCGGUGCGCGCCUCUAGCCGCCUGUUCCCUCUGUUACCAUCGCGACCAUUUGUUUCCAACCACCUAUCGACGAUCCUUAUCCCUCUAUUUCCUUCGUUACGGCUAAUUUCCUAUCAUCUAUCGACGAUUCUCGUCUUUUUGUUUCCUUCGCUAUCACUAGUUUUCGAUCAUCCAUCGACGUAACGUUGCUCCUCCUAAUGAUCGUUUCAUUGUUGUUCUUACUGUUAUUCUCGUCUCUGUGAUCUACGGUAGCAAUAGCCAGCCGUUACACCGAAGCUUUCGUUCCUUCUUCGUAGCUUCCAUCGUCGAAUACACUGCGGAUGUUGUAGUGGAAAAUGGAAAAGAUUCGCGAACGUUAAUUACAUACUCGAUUUGCAACGAAGGGUUUAAGAUAUUUGUUGUCUUGUUGUCGAAGAUGUUAGUAGGUUCGAUGGUUUUGGAUGAUUGCGUGGUUGUUCGUAAUCGGUAGAUGACGGACGUUUGUGCAAAUUUAGGUUUUACUUAAGUCGUUAAGGAAAUGAAAUCUAAGUAGACAUUUCUGUCGCACAUUGAUUAUCAGAAAUUGUAUGUUUCGAAUAUUCUUAUUCGUUAUAUAUAUGUAGAGUACAUAUUCUGCACAUUUAAAUUUUCCAAUAAACAGCAUAAACUUCCCGUCUAUUAAUUAGAAUUGACAGUUUUGUGUUUCUUUUUAGGAUUACAUGGUAAUUUUGUUAAAUGUGAAGUAUUAGAAUGACUUGAGUCGGGACUCUACCGAUUUUGGAUCGAUAUUUAUAUAGUGUAUCGUAUGAAGCGUGGAAAGAAAAGACAUUUUUUUUUUUCUACCGCAACAAGUUUGAAAUUUUAGAUCGAUAUGUAUCCAGAAUGUGUUUAGAUAGAUCUUAAGAAACCUCAAAUUUGGAACUCGAGAUAAAUCGUAACUCGCGGAAGUUUGACUUGCGAGUUCAAUGGCUGAUAUAAUUAGAGUGCUCCUUGUUCGAAGUUUUUCGCAACUUUCUUCAAGGAGAAUAAUUAAAUUUCCAACUUGUUCCUACGAAGAGGAUUGAUUCUUUAUUUCUCGUCUAUUUUCUCAUUCGAACAUCAGACGCGAAUCUAUCAACAAUCCAUUAAAACAUUUCGUAAUAUCGUCCACUCCGUAUAUGUCAGUCCGUCUCGUUUAAUUCCUAAGAACUUUAAGAUCAUGUCGAUCUACUGAUCUAUUGAUCCAAAUAUUGACCGUUCUUUUUAACGUAGGUGACAGGAUUACAAUAUAUAUAUAUGUUCGUUCGCGCCAAAAAAAACUUAUUAAAACGUAUACAUAAAUGUAACCAUAAAUUGGGAAAAAAUUAAAAAAAAAGUUUGUCUCCUUUUAUCGCAUUCGUAUUUUUACUAAUUAUAUAUAUAUAUAUUGUUAUAAAGUAUAUCAGUGUUAAAUUUUUUAAACAAUUUUUUAUUAGUAUAAAAAGAGCUUGUUAUUUGGCUAUGAUACCACAGAUGUUUAUUUUUUUAAAAAUCCCCUAUAUUUUUCUUCUUUUUCGAGAUUAUUACUUCAUAUAAAGAAAAAGUUCGAUUUUUAAAAUGAAAACGGCUACGGUUUAUUUGUCUUUGAUGAAGCAAGAGUUUUAAGAAUACAAACGCUGAAAAUACAUACGAUAUUUUAUAGCCACGUUUCUUUUAGAGAUGCCGGAGGAUUCAUUUGUACGUUCGUUCUUGAAAAAGUCGAUCGAUUCCGAGGCGAUCAAUCAUGACGUAAAGCAUAAUAGCCACAUAGAUCUUUGAAUCUUUCUUCGAGAAAUUCUUCUCCUAAACGCGAGAUAUUCAUUUUCAUCGAAGCGAUAUUUGUUGCCCGAUUAGGAAAUUUUGAUCGAUCGAUAGAACAAGAAUCGCAUGAUUUUUCUGUAUCGUGAUACUCGACAGACUCGUGAAUAGAAAAUUUUGUAGUCGAGAAAUCAGUCAAAUAAAUUAAUUAAACUCGAGAUACUCGUGAUUCUUUGCGAUUCUUGUAUAAAUGAAAGAUCUCGAAAACGUGUCAGAUUAAAACAUGGAGUGGACGAUUUAGGCAAAUUCUAGCUAACUAAAAUGAAUCCGUAUUAUUACUUUUAUUCUGUAUUUCGAACGGUCUGUAUUUCUUCUUUCCUUUCGUCCUUCAAGGUGAGUUUCUUCUGAUUCGAAUCAAGUAGCCAGAGCAAAAAUCUAGGGCUCAUUGCGAGAGAACGAUAUGACAAAAAUAUAAAUCGUAAUAUACCGAGAAAAUACUCUACGAACUUCGUUCUAGAUGAUGUGUGUUAGAUCUAGAUG